AUGAGUUAUCACCGUCCCCCACGACCUCCCGCCUCUACCUCCCAAGACUCUAAUAAUAUGUACGAGGAUCCGCCUUACGAAGCCAACCAGCUGCAGUACGAGUAUCACGAUGCCUCCCCACAGGGCUACCGGAAGGAUAAUACAAGAACGCCUCCUCGAGGGCCUGCUGGCGAAAGGAUGAACGAGUCCGAUCGCUAUCAAAGAGAUGAGCGCGAUGGGAACGGCCAUGGACGCGAACGUUCCAGGUCUCCCCGAUGGGAAGGACGAGGACGGUACACCGACCGUGAUAGAGAAGGUUAUCGGUCUCCCCCGCGCAACAGGAGCCGGAGCCGUUCGCCAUACUUUGGAGGACCACCGAAUCGAAAUGUGAUUCUCGAAGGACUUCCCACAGACAUGACACAGGAAGACAUUUUGAAUGAACUUCGACAAAGCUUUCGACUCGAAGGCCUAGAAGAAGUCAGAUUGAUUAAAGAUAAGAGGACAGGAGUGUCUCGUCAAUUUGCAUUUGCGCAAUUUGUCGGCAUUCUAGAAGCCAGACGCUUUCUGGAACAAUACUACCCGACAGUCGCCCUUUAUGGCGCAUAUCCGAAUCAAGCGACUAGUACACAGCCUGCACAAGUCAGAAUAGCAUUUAGCAGAGACGAUCGAGACAAGUCGGGCAAAAGCGAAGAUGACUGGAGGUGUGAAGUGUGUUAUGCAUCGAAUUUUUCUACUCGAACAUUAUGCUACAGGUGUAAUGCCCCAAGAACCCGUGCGACGGCUCAUGGCGUUUUUGUUGCACAGGGGAACAUAUCUUCGUUCUCUGGCUUUGCCGCUACUGGUGAUAGCGAUGCAUCUCCUGACGGCACUGCAUCUCAGUUUCUCCUACUACGCGGCUUGGAGCCUGGGGUUAAUGAGGAGUUGCUGGCGAAAGGGGCUAUUAAGCUUUACAAGACCAAGGCGACAACCACGACACCCCCUGGAGACGCCCCCGUAGCGAAAAAGACGAAAAUUGCUUCCACGUCGAACGAUUCCAGCGCGGGUGCUAAAGAUGGAUCGCUUCGUCGUGUUUUAUUGGUUCGGGAUAGGCAAUCUAACGAUAGUUGGAAAUAUGGCUUUGCAGAGUUCAACACCGUUGAAGAUGCCCAAGCUGCCAUGAUGAAGUACAAAGCUUCUGAAAAGUUCACUAUCUCAUCUAAACCUGUCAUGGUGUCAUAUAUACAUGCAGGGGUUUUUGUGCCGGUACUUCAUCCACUAGGAGAUGAAUUCGCCAACUUCACUUUCAGCCCUCUUUCGAAUGCUGCUGUCAAACUAAUGUACUGGGACGAAGCUGCAUACGCCAGUGAGUUUGUAAUUGCUACGGCCGACCAAUCAACUGUUUCGAAGAACAAAGAGACUGAACAUGCAAAACUAGCUGCCGCAGCGGCCGGCGAAGGUCUUGUUGUCCCAGGCAAGGAAGGGGAACCGCGAUCAAAGAAGCGGAAGGUCGAAAAGGACACAAAGGUCGUUGCGCCUCAUCUCAAGUUCUGGACCAACAAACAUGCCGAAAUUCAUGGAGGUCCCGCCAAGAACGAGGAUGUCACAUCUGAUACCGCACAAAUGGAGCCUGUGACGAAGGUAGAAGAGGAGGUAGCAGAGUCGCUGCCAGGCCAGACUUUUGCUGAUCUGGAACGCAAGUGCUGUUUGCUUUGCUCGCGACAGUUCAGAACUGAACCCGAAGUAAAUAAGCAUGAACGAAUCAGCCAGCUUCACCGGGAUAAUAUGAAGGACGAGAAGCUAGUAGCAAAAGCCUUGGCUAAGAUGAGAAAGUCGUCGGAAUCGGUUUCUGAGAAUUCGGCCUAUCGCGAUAGGGCUAAAGAAAGACGACAAGCUUUCAAUCAACCAAAGCAGCCUGCUGCCCAACACAACCGACCGAAAGCUUCUGGCACAUUAGCUACUAAGGAGGAGGAAGAGGCGCCAGUAACGUCAAAGGGUGCCGCUUUGCUGGGUAAGAUGGGUUGGACUGCAGGAGAGGGUCUGGGUGCGCAGGGAUCAGGAAGAACAGAUGCUAUAACUACAGAACUCUAUGCGCAGGGCGUUGGUCUCGGAGCCCAGGGUGGAAAAGUCGGCGAUGCGGUCGAGGAGGCCCAUCGUCAGACGAAGGGAAGUUACGCGGAUUUUCUGAAUAAGACUAAAGAUAAAGCGAAGGAAAGGUUCGACAGUCUGACCUGA
Messenger RNA from Lachnellula hyalina, 2190 nucleotides. Its product is annotated as putative RNA-binding protein. Gene Ontology annotation, cellular component: nucleus. The transcript is spliced from 6 exons. The record is from RefSeq and is a predicted model, not a curated record. Bases 1 to 2190 code for a protein of 729 amino acids. Lineage: Eukaryota; Fungi; Ascomycota; Leotiomycetes; Helotiales; Lachnaceae. Gene Ontology annotation, molecular function: RNA binding. Gene Ontology annotation, biological process: mRNA splicing, via spliceosome.